Messenger RNA from Fusarium coffeatum, 1956 nucleotides. RefSeq lists its product as uncharacterized. The record is from RefSeq and is a predicted model, not a curated record. Gene Ontology annotation, biological process: regulation of DNA-templated transcription; DNA-templated transcription. Lineage: Eukaryota; Fungi; Ascomycota; Sordariomycetes; Hypocreales; Nectriaceae. The coding region runs from base 1 to 1956 and encodes 651 amino acids. Gene Ontology annotation, molecular function: DNA-binding transcription factor activity, RNA polymerase II-specific; zinc ion binding; DNA binding. The transcript has 4 exons.
AUGAGCUCAUCGAACACGUUUCAACAGGCGAUUUCGAACAGCAGCAGAGAUGAUGCGCUCUCAGGCCCGGAAGAGUUGUCUUCCAACUCAAACUCUCCCAGUUCUACUGCCUUUACCACCGACGGAAGGACCUCUCCCUGUGGGUCGAUAUCCGCAGCGACGGAAGGAGCUCGUCUGGGAGUUGCUUCCGUUUCAGCUGCUUGUCUGGCGUGUCGAGGCAAACACCUGAAAUGUGAUGGAGUGAACCCAUGUUCUCGCUGUGUCAGCUCUGGUUCCGACUGCGUUUACGUUGCUUCAAGACGCGGCUACAAAGGCCCUCGACGAAAUCCCGCCCAAAAAGUCACGAAACGCCCCAGUGCAUCUCCUGGUAGAUCUCGAGCACCAAGUAGAAGCGGUGAAGGUGCUACGUCGACUGGAUCGACACACUCUCCUUUUCUGGGAACAACAGAUUCUCCCUCUCUGGGCUCUUCUGUCUUUCUCAGUCCUCACAUUGGUGACGAUGCAUGGUAUUCGCCAUUAUCAACGCCAUUCCUCGAUCCGACUUUAGCGACAAGCAGCAGUAUGGAGACGGACAUGUCAUUCUUCCAACCAUACGUCACCGCAGAUUCAUCCAACGACCUAUUCAACCUCUUCGCUAAUCAACAUCAUGAGCCUAUUCCGACCCAAGUUCCGACACCUACUCUAGCCGAGCGCUGUAUCGAUUAUUUCUAUAACUACUUCCACGCUGCCCAUCCUUUUGUUCUCCCAAGGGAAACAUUUAUCGGUUUGGCGCACGAAACAACUCUCGAGCCCUUAGCCACCGUGAUGCGCUGGGUAGGCUCACUGACUAACCGUCGCAAAGACGGAUUUCUGGUCCAGGCCUUAUUGCUUCUGUUGAUUGGACUGGAUGGGCAGGGCCUGCAAGAAAAGUCUCGAGAAAUAUUGUCUGAAGUUGAGCAGAUCGCGAUCGAAAUAGGCCUCAAUACACGAUCGUUCGCGAGCAUACAUGGGCGUGGCAUGCCGGUCAUAGAGGAGAGUUGGAGACGAACAUGGUGGGAACUAUUUGUUAUUGAUGGUUUGAUCGCUGGGAUUCAUAAAAAGACAAACUUCCUUCUCUUCGAUUUUGCGUCUGACGUUGCCCUUCCUUGCGAAGAAUACCAAUAUCUCCUAGAGGAUAUUCCACAGCCCAUGUAUUUCGAAGAUAUGGAUGCGAGUGGCUUCUAUGGUCUGAACCGUGAGUUCUCGUCCUUCACUUAUCGCAUCAAAGCCGCUCAAAUCCUUGGGAAGCUCUUGCGGAAUCGUCCAGCUAUUGGACCCAUUGACGAGAGCCUUGGCCAUAUCGAGACGCUACUCACAGAUUGGCGCCGUAGUCUGCCCAAGUCGAAGAAGGAUGGCCUAUAUCAGAGUGGCCAACUGGACGAGAUGAUGUUCCAGGGGUAUAUGAUAGCACAUACCGCGUCGAUUCUGCUCCACCAACCACACUCGCAGUUGAACUUGUCGUUAAGUCAGCUAGUUGACCCAAACACUUCUCAUGACUCGGCAGCCACUCUCAACGCCCAUUCCAAAUACACGAUAUAUUCAGCCGCCGAGAUUAGCAAGCUGCUUACCCACCGUGUCUCGCUUCUUUCUCAUACACACUUCCUCAACUAUGUGGUACGGAUGUCCUCUACAGUGCAUCUCACUCAAUGGGCUCUUCCCUUUGCUUCAAAUGACCCUGAUAACCUGCGUCGGUUUAUUCGACUCAACAAUACUUUGCUCACAAGAAUGUCCCCCAUAUGGAGCAUCGCAGACCUGGAAGGACGUUCAGUGAAAAGUAUGGCGCAAGAUAUCUUCCAAGCAAAGAAGGAGCGCCGGCUGACGCCUCACUUUUGGUUUGAUGCAAGCCAUGAAGAGGUAAUGAAAAGAAUUGCCGAGGACGAUUCGAUUAUGCACGAGUUUGAAAGCAUACAGGAUAGAUCUGGCAGGAUGGGCCAAUAG